Messenger RNA from Benincasa hispida (wax gourd), 782 nucleotides. RefSeq lists its product as uncharacterized. Lineage: Eukaryota; Viridiplantae; Streptophyta; Magnoliopsida; Cucurbitales; Cucurbitaceae. Gene Ontology annotation, biological process: endoplasmic reticulum to Golgi vesicle-mediated transport. Gene Ontology annotation, cellular component: COPII-coated ER to Golgi transport vesicle; Golgi membrane; endoplasmic reticulum membrane. The record is from RefSeq and is a predicted model, not a curated record.
UUUUCACAGCCUCUUUUCUUUUCUAUGAUUUAUCCGUCUCUCCAUCGUUGUCGCAGCCACAGCGAAAGCGCUACUGAUUUCUCUGCUCUCCGAUCUUCCUCCCUCAUCAGUUACAGCAGAUAGCAGAAUCCCCAGAGUUUCAUUUGUUAUUUUCUUAGUUCAUGGGCUAUUUGAAGUUUGUUUCAUUUGAGCUUCAUAGCAGAUAGCAGAAUCCCCAGAGUCAGAACCCUCUCCUGAAGUGUGUUUCGAGUAGUCGAGGUAAAUGGGUCUGUGGACACUACUGGAGGGUUGUCUGCUUCUUGCGAAUGCACUGGCAAUUCUAAACGAAGAUCGUUUUCUUGCUCCUCGAGGAUUGAGCUUCUCUGAAUUCUCGGGAGGUAGAACAAAGUCAUUCAAGGGGCAGCUUAUUGGCCUUAUCUACGCAACACAAUACUUAAGAGUUCCUCUCAUAAUGCUAAAUGCAAUCUGUAUCUUUGUAAAGUUAGUAUCUGGAUGAUGAGUUGCUUAUGUGAGAUGUGAACUUCAUCUCUUGAAAAAUAUUUUCUGCCAUAUUAUUCCUGUUUUCUCUGUUCUAAUGUAACAAUGGGCUACUGUCUCCUUCUGCAUUUGUGGAAAGUCAUGUUGCACCAAUAGCCAAAUUCUUUUGGGAUAUCUCAAGGUUGGAGGACAGAAGAUAUGGCUAUUUUCUUAUUAUUUUUAAAAUGUUUCCCUUUUGAAGUGAGAUGGGAUGUGGUAUUGGUUUCAUAUUUGUUUGGAUCAAGAUUACACUAUUUUGAUUGUUA